This is a messenger RNA of Pundamilia nyererei, 2133 nucleotides long. It is a transcript of the gene emb, whose product is annotated as embigin. The coding region runs from base 80 to 1006 and encodes 308 amino acids. Gene Ontology annotation, cellular component: plasma membrane; cell-cell junction. The transcript has 9 exons. Gene Ontology annotation, molecular function: cell adhesion molecule binding. Gene Ontology annotation, biological process: cell-cell adhesion. Lineage: Eukaryota; Metazoa; Chordata; Actinopteri; Cichliformes; Cichlidae. The record is from RefSeq and is a predicted model, not a curated record.
AGGGGUGGGGUGGUUAUACCGUGCAGUCUGUAGAGACAGUGAGGAACCUGCUCACAGAGAGGACAGAGGGACGAUAACCAUGUCAGCCUCCUGGAAGCAGCCGCUUUUUCAGAUCUGCCUGCUUUGCGUCUGCUGCAGACACAUCAAUACAAACACGUUGGGCUCAACCAAAGCGCCACAGGUUCCCACCACUGCUCUUAAAACAACUGUAAAAAGUGUUGUUCUUAAAGGUGAAAAUCACACAGAGGAAAUCCAGCUGCAUGAGCCUGUAAAUCUAACGCUAGCCUGUACGUGGACUGGGAAUCAGAAGAAACUACCAAACAUUAGCGUUUAUUGGACAAAAGAUGGGAAGACGAUUCAGGACAGUGAGCGCUCUGUGCAGCUGGAGAAUGAGCAGUAUACUCUCAAACAAGAUUUCCAUAUUGUCAGUGAACAAGACCUUGGAAGUUACUCCUGUGUUUUUGGGACUGAAGCACAAAUAGAUUUUAUUUUGGCAGCUCCACAGAUCAGUGAGGUGCGAGACAAGCCGAUAGUCAGCUAUCUGGGGGACUUUGUGGUGAUUUAUUGUAAAAUGGAGGAAACCAAACCAGAGCCCAGAACCUGGACCUGGUAUAAAGUCAAUGGGACAGAAAAGAUCCUCAUUGUUGAAGAGCCUCAGCGCUAUGAAAUCCACAAUGAAGGGUGGAAGACGAAGCUGAAGAUCAGCAACCUGACAGAUGAAGACUCUGGCUCCUAUUACUGUGGGGCGGUGUACCGCGUCGGCACCUCAGUGAGCCAUGUGGAGCUCAAGAUUAUCAGCUUCAUUGAGCCCCUGAAACCCUUCUUAACCAUCCUGGCUGAAGUUAUCGUGCUGGUCACUGCCAUCCUGCUCUACGAGAAAAUUCAUUCCAGGAAGAACAACACAGAAGAGGAAAAUCUGCCGAACGGCAACCAAAAGAACGAGCUGCCUCAGGAAGAAGCUAAGGAGCUGGAGGGUAAUACGUCCAUGAGGCAGCGCAAAGUUUAAAGACUGCAGCCAGCUUUAAAACUCAUUUUUAAAAGUGAACGCUAGCAACAUUUAUACGGUUAUUGUGGCAUCUGUUAUAACUGCAUCACUUUGUUUCAACACUCAGAGUGCAACAGCUUCCAGCUAAUCAACACUCGAGUUUGCAACACAAGGGGCCUCUUUCCUUUCCUGUUUACUUCCUGUGCGGAAACCCAGACACGCUUCUCUUGACACAUCACGUCAUCUUUGUCCCCUCCCCUUUCUCUUCUUGUUGGCAACACCGUAAACUUCAAAUGACUUUAACCCGUUUUUCUUCUCUGUGGUUCGUAGCAGUGCCUUACACUCUUUGACUAACCUUUCACUGUGCUUCCAAUGACUUUUGUCCUUGCAGUAAUCUAUCUACAGUACUUGAAUAACAUGUAAAUCAAAAUAUAACUUCACAUAUUCAUCAUAUUUGUGCAUCUGUUUUGCGUUUACGUGUAGGAGAAGAGUCACAGAGUCAUAGUUUCUUCCCCAAAAAUGACUGCACCGUAUACAAACAAGCCGAUUAAAAACUACACAAACCACCGUUUCAGUGUUGGAUUCAUUUGAAACUUAUUUCCGAGCACUAAAGAAACACUUCAAAAAUGUGUCUGUUAACACGUCAGCAGAGCAGUCAACAGAAAAAUACGUUUAGGAUGGAUUAAGCAACAAUAACAAGAGUCAGUUUUGAAAAUCCGCCAUUUAUUAUUUUUUCUAUAAAUACAGUGGAUGUUUUUGUCCUGAAUAACCUUUGCACUUCCUCUUCCCCACGGAGAAAAGCUAAGCUAUACCACGACACACAAUCGUGUAGACCGUUGUAGCUGUGACCACAGCGAGAGGCGACACACCCACAGCUGCGACUGUCAGAAACAAAUCUGUAUCACUGCAUUUAGAAAGUAAACUAGAGCGGCUCGUUCCUCAGCCUGUGUGAGACAUGCUGAGUUUGGCUGGAGUUAAUGAAUUUACUUAAACGUGUUGAAGCUACUAUAUUUCUGAACUCUUGUUGUGUGCCGCCAACACGUCUGUCGCAGAAGCAGCCCAGGCUGAGAUGACGGGAGUCAGAAAUAUGUAUUCACACAACAGAUUCGCCCAAGAUGCUACAGAUAUUUGUUAAAUUAUUGCUUCUU